Molecule: messenger RNA, 513 nt
Organism: Odobenus rosmarus divergens (Pacific walrus)
Lineage: Eukaryota; Metazoa; Chordata; Mammalia; Carnivora; Odobenidae
Product: bolA-like protein 2-like
Exons: 2
Coding region: 1-453 (150 amino acids)
Source: RefSeq, a predicted model, not a curated record
AUGGAAAAGAUGAUUGGGGUUUUAGCAAUGGGAACAGUGAGGGGAUUAGGGUUAUAUAAUGGAGUAAAAGCUGACCAGCUUUAUACAUGGGAAGAUCCUUGCGGGGCGUCAGUAAGGGCGGAAGCAGUGUGGCUGGGAUAUGAGCUUGGGGUUCCAUCCCGGCUGGGCUGCCGCCCCUUCUGGGCUGCCGCAAUGGAACUCAGCGCCGAGUACCUGCGGGAGAACCUGCAGCGGGACCUGGAGGCAGAGCAUGUGGAAGUCGAGGACAAGACUCCCAACCGUUGUGCGUCCAGCUUCCGAGUCCUGGUCGUGUGGGCCAAGUUCGAGGGGAAGCCACUGUUUCAGAGACACCCGCUGGUGAACACGUGCCUAGCGGAAGAGCUUCUGCACAUUCAUGCCUUUGAGCAGAAAACCCUGACCCCAGAACAGUGGGCCCGUGAGCAGCAGAAAUAAGAGACCAAGGCCUGCACAGCCAUUAAAUUAUGAAUCAGGGCCAAAAAAAAAAAAAAAAAA